AUGGAUAACGUCGUCGGGAACGUGACGUCAUGGUUUCGCAGGGCUGUAGCCGGCGGUUCAGACGAGCCUAAUCGCAGCAGCAGCUCGACGCAGUCUCUGCACCAAGUGGUACGCUUCAAUGUGUCUAACCAAUUUCUUACAACGUUGAGAGAUAAGGUGCUGAACAUUACCCCCAGCCUUGGCGAGUCACCACCCAGCGAUGCAGCAGCAGCAGAGGGAGCAGCAGUUGAGGGAGGAGGAGCAGCGGCAGCUGGAAGAGGCACUCAGGCUCUCCUUGCAGGAGCAGCAGCACGUGCCGAGCCAUCAGCCAUGGGUGCCGAGCCAACAGCAUCAAGUUCCGAAGCACCAGCAUCAAAGCCAGGCGGAGUGGGGCGAGGUGGGGGUGGGGGUGGUGAGGGGGCGCCAGACACGAGCAACGAUGAGGAGAUAGCGCGGUUGCUGCAGCAGGAGCUGAGCCUCGAAGAGGGCGGGCUCUCGCAUUUGCCUUCAGCACCUCCUGUUGGCAGCAACAACAGCAGCAGCAGCAGCAGCGGUGGGGUGGGAAGCGCGGGAGCAGGGAGGGCAGCGGGCGGAGGGCAGCAGCACCCUGUGUGGUCGGCGCUGGUGCCGGCCGUGUGUGCGGGGUGCAAUGGGCCCUUGGGCUUCUCCCCGGCCCUCUCGUCCAUGGGAGGGUUGUGGCACCCGCACUGCUUCACAUGCCACGCGUGCAAGCAGACCAUCUCAGAGAAACAAUUCAACAUCAAGGACGGCAAGCCAUACCAUGCAGCAUGCCACCGACAGCUCUUCCACCCCAAGUGCACCGUCUGCCAGGACUUCAUCCGCCCUAACCCAGCAGGCAUGAUCAACUUCCGCUCGCACCCCUUCUGGGGCGACAAGUGGUGCCCCGCCCACAUGACUGACAGCACGCCCUCCUGCACCUCCUGCUCCCGCCUGCAGUCCCGCGGUUCCCCCCCAUUUAUUGAUCUGCCAGAUGGGCGGCACCUCUGCCUUGACUGCGUUGACUCCGCCGUGCUAGACUCCGCAGACUGCCGCCCGCUUUUUUCGUCCGUUAGUGCCUUCUUUGCUCAGCUGGGGAUGCCAGUGAGGCAGCAGAUUCCGGUGCUGGCAGUGGAGCAGCAGGCAUUGAAUGACGCACAGAGGGCGGAGAGGGAGGGCCAUGAGCACGGGUCUCUCACGCGGGGCCUCUGCCUGUCAGAGGAGCAGACCAUUCAGAUGGUGGUGCGUUUGCCCGGCUCACUCACCCACGCCUCCUCCUUCUCGGCAGUGGGGCAGCAGACCAUGACAGUGUCCCGCCACUGCGCGGUCACUGCUAUCCUCGUGCUCUAUGGGUUGCCCAGAGUACUGACCGCGUCCAUCCUAGCGCACGAGCUCAUGCACGCAUGGUUCAAGCUCGACGGGGGUUUCCGCCAUUUGCCCCCAGAGCUAGAGGAGGGCAUGUGCCAGGUCAUGGCGUAUUUAUGGCUGCAAACCCAGGCCCCUCCAGCCCCACACGCCCCAUCACAAGCCCCAUCACAACAAGCCUCCUCCGCUGCUCCACUAGCUCACGAGGCGCACAGCAGCUUCCAGCAGCGCUUUGCAGCGUUCUGCCUGCACUCCAUUGCUACUGAUGCCUCCCCCGUGUACGGCGAUGGGUUUCGUGCUGCCCAUGCUGCUGUGCUGAAACAUGGACUGCUGCCUACUCUCGAGCACAUUCGCGCAUACAGAGCACUGCCUAGAGUGUAG
Closterium sp. NIES-65 is the source of this 1722-nucleotide messenger RNA. The record is from the annotation of a GenBank genome assembly. Lineage: Eukaryota; Viridiplantae; Streptophyta; Zygnematophyceae; Desmidiales; Closteriaceae.